Aspergillus luchuensis is the source of this 585-nucleotide messenger RNA. RefSeq names its product cytochrome c oxidase subunit IV (gene cox5b). The coding region runs from base 1 to 585 and encodes 194 amino acids. The record is from RefSeq and is a predicted model, not a curated record. Gene Ontology annotation, biological process: mitochondrial electron transport, cytochrome c to oxygen. The transcript has 6 exons. Gene Ontology annotation, cellular component: mitochondrial envelope. NCBI's taxonomy places the organism in Eukaryota, Fungi, Ascomycota, Eurotiomycetes, Eurotiales, Aspergillaceae.
AUGUUCCUCCAACGCACAGCCUUCGCCCUCGCCAGGCGCACCCCUACCCGGGCUCUCGCUGCCCGUCCCUUUUCUUCCUCCGUCACCCGCUUCAACGCCAAGAAGUAUGAGGUGAAGCAGGAGGGCAAGAUCCUUCCCUUCGAUGAGAUCAAGACCGAGGACGACCUCAUCCCCCCGGGUGCUAAGGCCGGUACCGUUCCCGUCGAUAUCGAGCACGCCACUGGUCUCGAGCGUCUCGAACUCGUCGGAAAGAUGCAGGGCAUUGACAUCUUCGACAUGCGUCCCCUCGAUGCCUCCCGCAAGGGAACCCUUGAGGACCCCAUCAUCGUCAACGGUGCUGGUGACGAGCAGUACGCUGGUUGCACUGGUUUCCCCGCCGACUCUCACCAGGUCAACUGGUUGACUGUCUCCCGUGACCGCCCCAUCGAGCGCUGCGGCGAGUGCGGUAACGUCGUCAAGCUCAACUACGUCGGCCCCUUGGAGGACCCCCACGCUCACGACCACGACCACGGUCACGGCCACCCCCCUCACGAGGAGCCCAAGACCUUCGCCGACUUCGUCAAGCCUGAGUACUGGUACCGGUAA